UUACUGAGCAACCACAAUUAACGAGCUUCAUGGUAGUGCACUUAAAUUCAGGGUCACACUUGAUAACUGCUAAUUAACCAGAUUUACAACCCCAAACAGCACAACUGGAAUAUUUGUAUUAAUAUAGCAUUGGAAUAACUAACAUGCUGUUACUAAUCAGUAUUAUUUUCAUCUUGUGGGUUUCCUGUGCUCAUGGACAAGGAGGAACUUGUGAUUUUCCAGAAAUAAAACAUGGAAACAUAUAUGAUGAAGACACAUAUAAACAAAGCUUCCCCGUUGCUAUAGGAAAAUAUUUCUACUACUCCUGUGAUCACAGCUUUGUGUCUCCUUCACAAUCACUCUGGACUCAAAUAAUCUGCACAGAGGAAGGAUGGUCACCAACACCAAAGUGUAUCAGGCAGUGCUUUUUCCCUUGGGUGGAAAAUGGUCAUUCAGCAUCUUCAGGACAGACACACCAGGAAGGUGACACCGUACAAAUUGUUUGUGAUACGGGCUACAGCGUUCUAUACAAUCAGAGCAGCAUCCAAUGCACAGAAAGUGGCUGGUCCACUCCUCCUAAAUGCAGUCAGCGAGACCCUAAAGGAAAAUGUGGUCCCCCUCCGCCUAUUGACAAUGGAGACAUUACCUCAUUCCCAUUACCAGCUUAUGCUCCAGGAUCAUCAGUUGAGUACCAAUGCCAGGACUUCUACACACUUCAGGGAAACAGGACUAUAAUAUGUAGGAAUGGACAGUGGUCGAAACCACCAAAAUGCUUGGAUGCAUGUGUGGUAUCAGAAGAAAUCAUGGAAAAGCAUAACAUACAAUUACGAUGGAGACAUGUGAAAAAAUUUUAUUCUAAAACAGGGGAUAAUAUUGAAUUUAUAUGUAAAGCUGGAUAUCAUAGAAAGUCACCAGGUCAUGCAUUUCGAGUAACCUGUUGGGAAGGGAUACUGAUGUAUCCCACUUGUGUAUAAAGCAAUGGUUAAGAUGCAGUCCUAAAAUUAAAAUAUGUACGUUUAUCCCAAGUUUUCAUUAUGAAUCCAAUUCUUCUCAAUUAUUUUUUCAACUAUUAUUUAACUCAUUUUUAUUCAUAAAUCAGAAUUUGUGUUAAAUAGAAUGUGGAUGAUAUAACCUGAGAGACAAAUGAAUCACUUCUUAAAAAGCACCAUAUUAAAACUUGGUGAACCAAAAUGCUAUGUGUCCUAUUCAUAAAAUAUCUGUGUCAAGAAAUUAGUUGCAAUCACUUCCAUGCCUGCUUCUUUCCAUCCUCCUAACUUUCUCAAAGGUUUCUUCAUAACUCCUGAGGCUUCCUGAGGCCCUCCAUUUCAGAGGAAAUGGAAAAAAAAUGCUUGCAUCCAUCUUCAAAAUCAUAUCACUUCACAAACACAUAGAAACCUAAUUGUGUCAUACCUAUGUUAUUAAUAAGAUAUAUGAAAUUAUCAUUUACUUUUAUUUAUCUCUCAAUAGAUACAUAUGCCAAAAAAUGAUGAAAUGCAUGAUCUCCUAUAAGAUGUCUAUCUAGCAAACAUAAUAAUUCAAACAAAUCAUAAAGAGGAAUUCAAAUCUAAUUAGGUGCAUAACUAUUAUUACAUUAAAAGUGAUUUCAAAAGUCCAAUAUCAAG
This is a messenger RNA of Mirounga angustirostris (Northern elephant seal), 1601 nucleotides long. Its product is annotated as complement factor H-related protein 2-like. NCBI's taxonomy places the organism in Eukaryota, Metazoa, Chordata, Mammalia, Carnivora, Phocidae. The record is from RefSeq and is a predicted model, not a curated record. Gene Ontology annotation, biological process: complement activation. Bases 144 to 953 code for a protein of 269 amino acids. Gene Ontology annotation, molecular function: complement component C3b binding. The transcript has 5 exons.